CUCCGGCCACCGUAUGAUGACGUGGUCUGUGCUGGAGUGCAAAAGCCGUAAUACAAACUUGCCGUGGACAACGCGUCAACGUCACCUGUCAUCUCUUUAAGCUCAUUUCUUCAACAUUUUGUUGUGUUGAGCGUUGAAAACGUUCCACUCGACCGGUUGAGGAUGAGACGCGCCGGUUUGGGCGAAGGAGGCCCUGGGAAUUAUGUGGCGAGCGGAUACAGCGUGUAUGAGGAGGAAAACGAACAUCUACAGGAGGGACUCAGAGCGAAAGUCAGCGCUUUGAAAAGUCUGUCUAUCGACAUUGGGACGGAAGUCAAGUAUCAGAAUACAAUGCUGGGCGAUAUGGACACCGACUUUGACUCGACAGGCGGCCUGCUCGGUGCCACUAUAGGCAGAGUGAAGCAGCUGUCCAGAGGCAGUCAGACCAAACUGCUGUGCUACAUGCUUCUCUUCUGCCUUUUUGUCUUCUUUGUCCUGUACUGGUUCAUCAAGCUGAGGUGAUAGGAGGCCAAGUCCGACAAGGCCCUCCUUACUAACCCUCCCCGAUAAGUGUCAAAACUAGACCCACGUAAUGUUGAUGAGGAGAGGCAGGGACCUCUCAAGUGUCUCAGCUUAUUAUGUGCCCACAUCUCAAAAAGUAGUUAAUGAAUUAAAAAGUAAAGAUAAAACCACUCUUGAUGAUGCCAUGUGGUAAAAUGGAUCUGAGAUUAAAGAGUGUGAAUUAACAUUUCUAUGUAUCGGACGCUGGAUGAGACAUAACAUUGAAUGUU
Molecule: messenger RNA, 770 nt
Organism: Pungitius pungitius (ninespine stickleback)
Lineage: Eukaryota; Metazoa; Chordata; Actinopteri; Perciformes; Gasterosteidae
Gene: bet1
Product: Bet1 golgi vesicular membrane trafficking protein
Exons: 4
Coding region: 163-501 (112 amino acids)
Biological process (GO): vesicle fusion with Golgi apparatus; endoplasmic reticulum to Golgi vesicle-mediated transport
Cellular component (GO): SNARE complex
Molecular function (GO): SNAP receptor activity
Source: RefSeq, a predicted model, not a curated record